AUGAACGAUGAGGUGUGGCGUAAUGACGACAGACAUCAGCUGCAGUCCCCAUCAUCAGAUUGCUUCAGAACAACUCUCAGCAUGAAGCUGCUGUCCUUCCUCCUCCUCCCUCUCACGAUCACAAGUUUUCCCACCAAACGGCCACAGUCCUGCCAAGAGGUGGAGCAGGACGUCAGGCUGCCCAGCAGGGUCUACACCAUCUAUCCAGCCCACUUUGGGUUGGGUGGUGUCAAGGUGUUCUGUGACUUUGAAACAGACUUUGACGCAGACAAGGGGGCCUGGACGGUUUUCCUGAGGAGGGAUGGAGGUAAAGUCAACUUCUACCAGCCCUGGGAGUCUUACAGGAACGGCUUCGGGGACCCUGCUGAGGAGCACUGGAUUGGUCUGGAGCUCCUCCACUAUCUCACCCAGAAUGGAAGCUAUGUGCUGCGAGUCGUCCUGGAUGACUUUGAUGGAGACACAGCUUACGCUCAGUAUGAUUCCUUCCAUAUUGAUGCUGAGAGUGACGGCUACGCGCUGCAUGUGUCAGGAUUUUAUGACGGUGGUGCCGGAGACUCUCUGACUUACCAUCACGGACAGAACUUCUCCACCUUUGACAACGACCAGGACAACAGCAUGUCGAACUGCGCUCAGCGUUUCCACGGGGCAUUUUGGUACAACGCAUGUUAUCACACCAAUCCUACUGGCUUGUAUCAAUGGGAACAUGAAACCAAUCAUUAUUCAAACGGAGUCAUUUGGUCCAAGUGGAAAGGUUAUGGUUACUCGGUGAAGCGCAUCACCAUGAUGUUCCGUCCUUCGUAACCCUGCAGAACGUCACACACUGAUCUCUCCCUAAAGUUUGAGUCUUUUGAACCCAAAACUUUCCUUUUUAAAUCUGUGGGACGUGACAUGGUGACCUCAGAAUCUCUCAUUUCAGUUUACAACUUAGCUGCCUCAUCACAUUCAAAGAGACCGUGGGAAAUAAAACAGGAACAGUCUCCCCCCUCCACCAUUUCAUUUCAUUAGAAAUGAAAUGAGAGGAGUUCAGUGCAUUGAGGAAGGUCUCCCAGCAGGGCGAAGGUUCAGCAGCAGCAUGAACCAAAACAGUCCAAAGUCAACUGAAUCCAACAUCGUCUAUCAGUCAUAUCUGCUCUGAUGUAAAGUUCAAAAUAUCCAAAGAUUGGCUAAAACUUCAAAAGAAGAAAAAAAACAAAGAAAAAUAACAUGAUCUUGUAAAAAAACUAGAUUCUAUCUGUAGAGUUUUAUUUUGAAACCGUGAUGAGUGUUGACUUUUCUCUAAGACCGGUGACAUUCUCUUUAAUAUGAAUCUGUUUUCUGGGUUUUUUUUGUUUGUUUGUUUUGUUUCAUAUAACUUCAGCAUUUUCAAAUAAAUCUUGUGAAAUUGCA
Molecule: messenger RNA, 1386 nt
Organism: Salarias fasciatus (jewelled blenny)
Lineage: Eukaryota; Metazoa; Chordata; Actinopteri; Blenniiformes; Blenniidae
Product: microfibril-associated glycoprotein 4-like
Exons: 7
Coding region: 1-801 (266 amino acids)
Biological process (GO): elastic fiber assembly
Source: RefSeq, a predicted model, not a curated record